AUGAAGAUUCACACUAUUCUUCUGAGCCAUUUGCUCCUACCCGCAACCGAGGCGUCGAGUUUACCCAAACUAGUCCGCGCCGAACUAACCCGCAGAACAAACCACAAGGGCUCAAGCACUCCCAAGGAAUCAACUCUCGUUUGGUCCAAAUGUGACUUGGAUUUCGGCAACGAAUAUUUGAAUGAGAAGCAAAAGGAUCAUGAGUGUGCUAGACUAAAAGUCCCACUUGACUACACUAACGAAAGUAAUGGCGAAACUAUCGAGCUGGAUCUGAUCAAGGUCAAGGCUACUGCAAAGCCCUUCAAGGGUAGUGUUUUGUAUAAUCCCGGUGGGCCAGGAGCUUCUGGUGUUGAGACUACAGUUGAUGUAGGAUCCCUCCUCAGCGAAAUUCUCGGUGGACAAUUCGACAUCAUCUCAUUCGACCCAAGAGGCACUGGCCGCACUAUCCCGUUUAUAUGUGAAGAAACGAAUGUCCCAGAAUCAGGAACACUUCAGCAACGCGAUUUCAACACCCUUCCUCAAACCGACAUGUGGGAAUUUCUCCAAACCACCAGUUGGAGAGCGGGCAGUAUCCUUGCCGAAAAAUGCUUCCAAACCCGAAAAGACAUCGGUCGUUUCGUCAACACGCCUUUUGUUGCGAGGGACAUGUUCAAGAUCGUCGAUGCCUUGGACCAGGGUCCCUUGUUGAACUUUUGGGGAAUGUCUUACGGCACUGUCCUAGGCCAAGUCGCUGUUUCGCUGUUCCCUGACCGUGUUGGGCGUGUAUUUUUCGAUGGCAACAAGAAAGCCGACGACUAUGCUGCCGAUAUUGGGUUAGCUGGCUUGGAAGACGCUGAAAGAGCGGUGGCUCAUAUUCUGGAUGAGUGUGUCAAAGGCGGAAAGAAGCUUUGCUCCCUCGCUGACUUCCACGGGGAGAACACUACCGGAAAAAGCCUGUUUGAUGCUUUUUCUCAAGUGAUUGAAAAAGGCUUGACCGGAUCAAAGGAUCCCAAUCUUUCAGCACUCGGUAUCAAAGGCCAGAUCAUUGUAGAUCUCAAAGACCCGGCCAAUUAUCAAAGAAUCGUCAAAAGAAUCGAAGGACUUCUCAGCAACAACGCAGCCGCUUUGAAGGCUCUGGCCACACGAGGCGCCCCCAGCGGUAAAAUGCCAUGUUGGAACCGUGGAGGUGCAGCCAUAAGACCAGGAAUCUCAUGUGGUGACUCUUCGUUCCGCGUCGAUACUCCCGAAGACUUGUACUCCAUGUACCAAGCUCAUCGGGCGGCAGCCUCAUUCUCCGAAUCUACGCUAUCUCACCGAUUUGCCUGCGCGAACUGGAAAUUCACUGCAGCGGAGCAAAUCGACCUGAACAAGCUUCGCAAUGUCAAGACCAACUUCCCUAUUCUUCUGGCCAACGGCAGAUACGACCCUGUUACGUCGCUGAGAUCAGCCUGGGAGAUCUCUGCACGCUUCCCAGGGAGCCGAGUUAUUGUGCAUGAGGGUGCUGGGCAUUGCGUUCUCAACCACCGAUCGAAUUGCACCGAAAGUGCUAUCAAAGGAUACUUUGUAGACGGACAGAUGCCAUCGGUCAACACUGUUUGCAAGCCUAAUCUGCCUCUGUUUGAGUAUAUAAAAGACGAGACUGAAAAGGCGAGAAAAGCAAAGGAACAGAAUUGA
Fusarium sp. VM40 is the source of this 1653-nucleotide messenger RNA. The record is from the annotation of a GenBank genome assembly. Lineage: Eukaryota; Fungi; Ascomycota; Sordariomycetes; Hypocreales; Nectriaceae.